AUGGCAACGGCACAAUCGACGAGUGCCGUGGCUACGUCAGCUGCGGGCACGACUACGACUACGACGAACGCUGUGGCAACUACGGUUGGAAGUAGUUUGACAAGCACCAGCAUGGCUACGGCGACAAGUGGUGUGGCGAAUACGCCUACGGUGCCUGCUGGAGUGGUUACGUCGGCCGUGAGCAGUAUGAUUGGAGGUUUCACGUUCCCCAGUGUGACGAACAAUGGAAUUCCAUGCACGACACCCCUAAUGGCUGGCAUGAACACCGCGAUGCUGUCUGGAGCAGCGGCUGGUACGGGGUUACGCCUUCAGGGGUACAUGCGAUGUAUGGAUAUGGUUAUCCUGCUGCCGUACCAGCAGCAAGUGUUCCUGUUGUGCGCCACGUUGGAGGUGGAGUCCCUGGAAUCAAAGACAUUUCGAACAAGCCGCCUGUUAUGA
Molecule: messenger RNA, 438 nt
Organism: Phytophthora sojae
Lineage: Eukaryota; Oomycota; Peronosporomycetes; Peronosporales; Peronosporaceae
Exons: 1
Coding region: 1-438 (145 amino acids)
Source: RefSeq, a predicted model, not a curated record